ACCAGAUCGCGGAUUCAUCAUGUCCUGGGAAAGUUCGGUCGACAAUUCCUCUCCACUUUUUGACCGGAUGGAUCGCUGAGUAUUUUCAGACCCACUACGGCGUAUGGAAGGGAAUCCGUGGUCCGGGGAUGGUGAAGCACUCCGGGGCUGUUAGUGCUCGUGCGUAUAGAGCAGAUGUUGCAUGCCGAAAGAUUUUACGCGGUGACUACUUUCGUUGGGCUUGCACCAUGAUCACGAAAGAUUUCGACGUACGGUUUGUUGAUGACGGGAAGCGCGAAGACUACGAGCAAGAAUACUUCAUCUCCAUUCGCUCUUGUUUUCUGACUUUGCGGGAUGGAUUUCGAUGCUUCGUGGAGCCGUAUAGUCCCCACCGUUUUUGCCGUCAAUUUGGUUUUUUCCAAGAGAUUCCCGGAGUUCUUUUGAAAGACGUCCGUUGCUGCGCUUUUGAGGAAGGCUAUCAACAUUGGCACCAAAGUACUUACUUGAAAUCUUCAGCCGAAGUUAUUCUUCCACGCAUUCCUGCGAUUCCGAGGGGAUUUUCUUCCGACGUAUACAAGAAGUGGUGGACUCAAGUUUGCGGGUCUUUCUUGGAUAAGUAUAUCCCGCCGGUACAAAAGACCACCGAUCAGACCAAGCCAUCGGAUAAAGCUCGAAAAAUGCCGCUACUUAUCUCGGGUGUUCCUGAGAGGAACAAUGGAAAUUCAAGUACUCACAAUGUCGGUUCUUCAAAGCGGACGGUACCCUCGGUCUCUGAACGAAGCAGUAGUGAGCAUGAUGUUCAUUGGAAGCGAGCUCGUCGAGAUCCUCAUAUCAUCAACCCGUCAAGUCCUCGUUCGAGCCGACACCAUUCUUCGAGCAAUUUCGCGAGAGAGUUGGAGCAAAGAAUCCCGAGUAUGGAUGAAAAGAUGGCGAGCCGAGAUUCUAUUGUUGAGGUGAUUGGAGAAAGCAGAGGUGUUUGCAAUAAGCAAGUAAAGGAUGCUCCAACCAAGCCAAUAGUUGUUCAUUCCGUUGUGCCCGCGGUUUCAGAAUUCUGUGGCGCGAAUUUUGUGAAAGAGAUCCAACGCGAAUAUAUAGGAAAAGUAUGGUCGGAUCUUCGGGGUAAGCUUUUGAGGACACCAGCUCGUUUGCUUUCCUCGAUUAAGGACGAGGUUGAUGUAGUGCUCCAAUCAAUGAAAAGCUUUCAGUAUUCUGACAUUUCUCAUAUUGAGGACCGAGUCAAGGCCCUUUUUGAUGACGCUGCAUCUUUUGAUGAGGCAUGUUCUGACUCGAUCGACGCCGUAUCCUUAGCGGCUCGUAACCAACAGAUUUCCGAGAUCAAAGAUCGACUGUCGCACCUUGAGACGAGGCAUGUUGAGGAGUGCGAAGCUAUUAAGGAGUUAGAGGGGUGUGUGGAGAAUAUUGACGUGAAGCUUCGCUCUUUACAAGAGCAAAAAAGAGAGAAUAUUUCCCUUAUUAAGCGACGUCAAGGAGUUAAUGAGAAUAUCACCAUUCAAAUUGCUGAAGUCAAGGAUGAACUCGCCGCUGUAGAGAAUGUCCCCGCGCAAGACGAAGAAUACUUAAAAAGCUUAGAAGAGUUGUUGGAUAUUAGCAAAGAAGAGUUGUAUAAUCUUAAUGUUUAAGAUCAAUUUGUACUCUUCAUUUUGAU
Messenger RNA from Andrographis paniculata, 1645 nucleotides. RefSeq lists its product as uncharacterized. The transcript has 2 exons. The coding region runs from base 129 to 1619 and encodes 496 amino acids. Lineage: Eukaryota; Viridiplantae; Streptophyta; Magnoliopsida; Lamiales; Acanthaceae. The record is from RefSeq and is a predicted model, not a curated record.